AUGAGCAGUCCCGGAGCCGACGAGAUCGGAGCAACGAGCAUCUCACGGCGAGUUUGGAACAUGGGGGCGCUUGGUGUGCUACGCAAGCUAUGGCAAAUCUACGCCGAGACUGUACUGCCACUGGAGCAAAAGUCGUUUUACGAGCACUUUUGUGCCCCACCCAUUUCGUUGGAAGAGUUCGAAGCACGCCCUCAGGUGCUUCUUCUUGGCCAAUACAGCACCGGCAAAACAUCCAUGGUGAAGUGGCUGACCGAGUCCGAAAGCAACUACUUUGACGUGCGGCCGCAGCCCAGCACCGAUAAGUUUAUGGCAGUGGUCCACGGCGAUGAGGAAGGUAUUAUCCACGGCAACGCUGCUGCCUGCCUUCCCCAGCUACCUUACCAGGGCUUGUCCAAAUUCGGCACGGACUUCCUUGGCAGCUUCCAGGCCCUCGUGCUCCCGUCGGAGAUCCUGCGGGAUAUCACCUUCAUUGACACUCCUGGAGUUCUGUCUGGCAGCAAGCAGCGCAUCGGUCGGGACUACGACUUUGCGAAGAUCAGUGCCUGGAUGGCAGACCGAGCCGACCUGGUGCUCCUCACGUUCGACGCCCACAAGCUGGACAUCUCCGACGAAUUUCAGCAAGUCAUGGAGGUCUUGCGGCCCCAUGCCGGCAAGGUGCGAUGCGUGCUCAACAAGGCGGACCAGAUCGAUGCAUCCAAUCUGGUCAGGGUCUACGGGGCCCUCCUGUGGAAUGUUGGGAAGGUGUUUCAGACACCCGAAGUCGCGCGUGUCUUUGUCAGUUCCUUCUGGAACGAGCCGUACCGUUUCCAGGAUCACGUGACCCUCUUUGAGGAGGACAAGGCUGCAGUGGUGAAGGAGCUGCAGUCGCUUCCGCACACAGCAUUGUUGCGGAAGAUCAACAACCUGACAGCCCGUGUGCGAAGAGUCAGAACUCACGUCAUCGUUGUCGGGUACCUGCGUUCGAGGACAUUGCUUUCGGGAUGGAGUGAUGAAUGCAUUCCACAGGCCAGAGAUGGAGAGAGAGAGAGAGAGAGUAGCCAUUUUGGCUCAAGGCGUGAGUGCCCAAGCCUCGAGCCCGGGGGAGAGCGUGAGGGGGGAGAGGCUCCAAACCCGGCCGAUCCUCUGAGAGAGCGUGUGCCUUUGCUUAGGGGAGGGGCCAUCGUCCUGACCGGCAAGAACGCUCCCACUACUUGUCUUCCGCGUCGAGGUCCGCCGGGGGGACAUAGUCGAGAACAAUCCAGGAGGGGUUCGGCGGCCCUACUUCUGCACUUCGUCGCCGGAGGGAUUCGGGGCUACCUCAAGGGGAGACACAGAACCUAG
This is a messenger RNA of Symbiodinium necroappetens, 1320 nucleotides long. The record is from the annotation of a GenBank genome assembly. Lineage: Eukaryota; Dinophyceae; Suessiales; Symbiodiniaceae.